AUGGAAAAGAUGAAACAACGCGAAGGCCACUCGGCUUGUUCAUCGCAGACGCAGCAGUGGCCGACCCGACUCACGCAUGAUGAUCCGGCCGACAAUAACAACCUGGCCUCUUCGACGAUCAACAUCCUUGAUGAGCUAUCGCCAGUCCAGCAGACCCCGACUUCACUCACGCCAAAUACUUUGACCAUGGAAGGGCCCUUAAUGCACUUGGGCGACAGUGCGUAUCGGCCGCCAUCUUUCCCUGAUCUAGGUAGCUCUGAGAGCCAGCCCAGGCCUGAGAAUAUAGACUACUUAACCGCGACCGCGGACUUGAACAUCUACGGCCACGUCAGAACUGAGUCUAUCGAACGGACUCUAGCGCCCGUAGAUGUGGCAGCCAACAUGAGCUCUUGGGGGGUCGUACUGUUAUCAGAGGGACUUCCGGUUCAACCUAGAGCUCUCUGCUCCAACGGAUCUGGCUUUGUGCCACGCCCCUUUGUCUCGCAGCCUGCCAUGUCCCACGGCCACGGCCGCGGCUACUUGAUCCGUCUCCGGAAACACUUUGGCCUCCACCACCUGAAUAACCGCCGGGUUGGAGAGUUACUUAAUUCGUGA
This is a messenger RNA of Aspergillus terreus NIH2624, 594 nucleotides long. RefSeq lists its product as uncharacterized. The record is from RefSeq and is a predicted model, not a curated record. Bases 1 to 594 code for a protein of 197 amino acids. The transcript has a single exon. NCBI's taxonomy places the organism in Eukaryota, Fungi, Ascomycota, Eurotiomycetes, Eurotiales, Aspergillaceae.